Molecule: messenger RNA, 988 nt
Organism: Dentiscutata heterogama
Lineage: Eukaryota; Fungi; Glomeromycota; Glomeromycetes; Diversisporales; Gigasporaceae
Source: the annotation of a GenBank genome assembly
AUGAAUCGCGAACUCUAUGAAGAAAAGCAUAUUGAUGAAAGAAAAUAUACUCUUAUUAAAUUAAAUAAAAGUGUUGAGAAAUGGAAGCAUCUUCGGGCAUCUUCUUUCCAACGUCUAGUCGUUGCUGCGGCUAUUUGUAUAUUCUCACUUGGAAUUGGAUGCUAUCUUUAUAUUUCAGAUAAAGAUAGCAUAAAGUCAUCAAUGAAAAGGAUUGUUUCAACUUCAGUUUUUGGAGCAGGAAGCACAGGAAUUCUUGUCAAAAGCCUAACGUCGCUUAAAACCCUUUUUACUAAAAAAAAGGAUGAAAAGAUUGAAAAGAAUAAUAAAGAAAACGAGAUAUUUGAUGAUGCACUCGUUAAAAAGUCAACAAAUAAUUGUCCAAGAAAAUUAGAUUCUCAUGAAUCUUCACCCUUAUUAUUUGUAAAGGCUCUUAUUGAGCAUAUGCAUAUUAUGAUGUUGGAAGAAGUGGACAAAAGCGACAUGAAUAAAACAGAUAUUGAAAUAAAUGAGGAUAUGCCCGAUUUGGUUGAUGAUAUAAUAAAAUUUAUACUGUUACGCGCAAACAACGAUUAUCAUUAUUAUCAUAUUAUAAAGAAUGAAUAUCUUAUAGGCAUUUUGGUAAUUAUAAAGCUAUUGGCACGUUAUGCAACUAUAUUGCACGACGAAUUUGAGAGUAAAAGCAAUUCUAAUAAUAAAGGCAAUUCGAUUAAUACUGAAGCGACCAACAAAAUAGAUAGUGAAAGCAAAUCAGAUUAUUUAAGUUGUGUGCGCGCUUUACUCGGAAGUAUAAAUGCUUGUAUGGAUGCAAUUUUUCAAGAAGACGAAAGACAUAUAAGGAAGGAGCUAAAAAGAUUGGAUUUACUUAAACCUAAUUUGGAUUCAAAAUUUUGUAUAUCUUAUCUCGGUAAACUCGAUAAAGAAAAUUAUAUUAAGAAGAGUAUUGAUAAAUAUUUUGCGGGAAGGCCUGAGGCUAAGAAGACUUAUAAAA